Messenger RNA from Acipenser ruthenus (sterlet), 3348 nucleotides. RefSeq names its product BTB/POZ domain-containing adapter for CUL3-mediated RhoA degradation protein 3. Gene Ontology annotation, molecular function: protein binding; ubiquitin-protein transferase activity. Gene Ontology annotation, cellular component: Cul3-RING ubiquitin ligase complex. Gene Ontology annotation, biological process: negative regulation of Rho protein signal transduction; proteasome-mediated ubiquitin-dependent protein catabolic process; protein ubiquitination. The coding region runs from base 55 to 1098 and encodes 347 amino acids. Lineage: Eukaryota; Metazoa; Chordata; Actinopteri; Acipenseriformes; Acipenseridae. The transcript has 7 exons. The record is from RefSeq and is a predicted model, not a curated record.
UCAGAUUCGGAUCUCGGUGGUGAUGUUCGUGGAUAACGUGACGCUCUCUCGCCGAUGAGGUCAUCUCUGACGGAAAUACUUCGUGGUGGCCGUGCCCGAGCCCGGACGUGGGUGUUUCCUUCCAGACUGGUUCGCAGUGUGUUGUUUCUGGAUUUGAUGGAAGAGAUGUCAGGAGACAGUGUGCUGAGCUCGGCAGUGCCGGCGGCAUCGACCCGGACCACCUCCUUCAAGGGCUCGAGCCCCAGCUCCAAGUACGUGAAGCUGAAUGUGGGGGGAGCGCUCUACUACACCACCAUGCAGACCCUCACCAAGCAGGACACCAUGCUGAAGGCCAUGUUCAGUGGCAGGAUGGAGGUGCUCACAGACAGUGAAGGAUGGAUCCUGAUUGACCGCUGUGGGAAGCACUUUGGGGCCGUCCUGAAUUACCUGCGUGAUGGAGCGGUGCCCCUGCCUGAGAGUAGGCGAGAGAUUGAAGAGCUGCUUGCCGAGGCCAAAUACUACCUUGUGCAGGGGCUGGCAGACGAGUGUCAGGCAGCACUGCAGAACAAGGACACGUACGAACCAUUCUGUAAGGUCCCUGUGAUUACAUCAAGCAAAGAGGAACAGAGACUGAUAGCCACCUCUAACAAGCCUGCUGUUAAGCUGCUGUAUAACAGAAGCAACAACAAAUACUCUUACACCAGUAACUCGGACGACAACAUGCUGAAGAACAUCGAGUUGUUUGACAAGCUGUCCCUACGCUUCAACGGCAGGGUCCUCUUUAUCAAGGACGUCCUGGGGGACGAGAUCUGCUGCUGGUCCUUCUACGGACAGGGCCGCAAGAUCGCUGAGGUCUGCUGCACCUCCAUCGUGUACGCCACUGAGAAGAAACAGACCAAGGUGGAGUUCCCCGAGGCUCGAAUCUAUGAGGAGACUCUCAAUAUCCUUCUGUACGAGGCGCAGGACGGGCGCGGUCCAGACAAUGCUCUGCUGGAGGCGACAGGGGGCGCUGCGGGGCGGUCAAGUCACCUGGACGAGGACGAAGAGAGGGAACGCAUUGAGCGAGUGAGGAGGAUCCAUGUGAAACGGCCGGAUGACAGGACACACCUCCACCAGUGAGAGGAACCGGCCGACCUUCCACUACCAGCGCAGUUCACCUCCACUUAUACUGCAUCUCCUGCAAACGCUCCCCACUGGGAUUCCUGCAAAGGUAAAAGACAGCAACUUAAUGAGUCUUUCCUAUUACAGUUACUAUAUGAACUCCCAUAUUCAAUACAGUCGCUGCUUUCUGCCUUUGUCCAGAGAUACUGAAUUUGUCCUUCGGUUGUGUAAUUUUUAAAGGAAAUGAAUGUUUGUUGCUGUCUUUUGCCUAUGGAAGGCACUGUGCUGCCUGUAAAGAUGGGAUCAUAACUCACUUAAACUAAGACAUGUUGGCAGCCUAUGCUUAUGAUAGGUAUGUGACAUGGGGUAUGGAACACUUUAUAGAAUUCGCACGUCAGUCAGUAAUUUUGUGAUGGAGGCUGAGUUUUUUUUUUUGUUAGUGUGUCUACAGGAUUAGAGCCUGCCUUAGAGGUGCACACAUCCUUUCUGCUUCCAGACUGAUUCUCAGAAUAGGAAAGGGUCAUGUGUUUCAGGGGUAACACAAGAUAGUCCUUUGUUGGUGGGAAGGUGAAUCUGUGUUUGUAUGUGUGUACAGAGAGAAUGUACAUAAACAUGCAGAUUGUUCAGUGUAUACACACAGUGUAGCAGCAGUUUUAAAUGGUUUGAUUUGGGGUCGAGACGUAUCAAAAGCCAGAAAGAAUGCACGUGAGCAUUAACAAGACUGAAUGCAUUUGAGUCGUUUUCUGUAAGGUCCACCUAAUUCCUACUUUUAAUACACCUUGUAUAUAAUAUUUCAAUGCUUUGAGAUGCUGAAGUAAAGAUUAAAAUGCGGCUGAAAAUAAGCAUAGCAUAAUAGUAAUGGUUGGAAGACAACUGGACGUUGCUGUUUUUUUUUUGUUUUUUUUUACAAAAACAAACGAAAAAGCCUGAAGAACAAAAUUAUUUAUUUUUUCUAUUAGUUUUGUUUUGCAGUUCAGGAUAACACAAAUCCUAAAUCCUCUCCUUUCCUGAAGCAGCUAUAAAAGGUUAAGUCUCCUGUAUAGUAAAUUUGAUGUAUUAUAUACUUGUGUGUGAGUGUUUGUUUAUGAUGCAAGUUUUUAGUUCCAUAAAAUUUAAUUGAGUCUUAAUUUUUAGCUGCUAAUUCUUAAUUUUUAGCUGCUUACCAUUAUGAAUUUUUUUUUUGCACCAUCCAUUUCCGUACUAUCAAUAAAGGUGCUACUGAAUGCAAAGUGCCUGGAGCAAUGCGCUGUAUCAGUGGGUGAUAUCACUGGAGUCCAAUUGAUUUGUAUUACUAUUAUUAUUGGCAAUUUUAUUAAUCUGUUUUAUUUAAAAUAAACUUUUAUACAUAAAUGCUGUAUUUUAUUCCUCUGGACAUUAAUUCAACAGUGUGAAAAAACACGGAUUAACAAAACUAAGCUUCUACUAUAUAAUGAAAAUCAGAUCAUGCAAAUUUCUAUUCCUGUACCAUGUGAUUCAGUAGUUGCAUUCUCACUUGUGUCACUUUGAAUGCUGCAGAACCUAAAUAAAUAAGACGCAUAAAAUAACAUAAACUAAGCUUGUCUUCUCUGUACUCCACACAUGGCCAUUACAUAUGUUGGCUUCAUAUUAAAGUGAUGUGUUGGAGUGAUGUGUGUAAAAUGACGUGAAGCUUGUAGCUCUUGUAGGGGCCCCUGAUAACUUCCACUGGCUACCGUGUUGGUGAAUAAAUGCAUGCUAUGGCCAAUCACUUAUCUGGUACCUGUAUUCAAGCCAUUUAACAUUUUAGUAUUACAGUAGGGGAGGGGUUAUGAGGUCCUUCCAAAUUUACAAUAAUGACAAAGUAACAUGGCACGUGCUGCAACAUUGUUGACUGCCACUAGAGGGCAGAAUUACAUAAGGAACAAUACGCUCUGACCAGUUGGUCAUAGAAGAUGGUCACUUCUACAUAUAGUAUACAUACCCCCUCAUUGCAAACACUUAGUCAAGUCAGGGUUUUCCCACUAGAUAGACUAUUCGCAUUACUGUGUUUCACUCUGCUGAGCUGCAGUAGAAAAUAAAAAUGUUUGAAUCAAUACUGUACUUCAUUCCAGGCUUUCCCAGCGGAAUGUACGUUUAUUUUGUUAGAUACAAAUCUGUAUUUUUACAAUCAUUAUAAAAACUAAAAAAAAAAACUGUCACUUUAUUUAGCUGUGCACAAAUAAUAAUAAUAAAAAAAGCUUAAACUAUAUUUAUAAAUAUUCUGUGUCUAUACUUCACAUGUACUUGUACGCUAAUAAAAUUUCUCCAAGA